Messenger RNA from Neoarthrinium moseri, 1029 nucleotides. RefSeq lists its product as uncharacterized. The transcript has a single exon. The record is from RefSeq and is a predicted model, not a curated record. Lineage: Eukaryota; Fungi; Ascomycota; Sordariomycetes; Amphisphaeriales; Apiosporaceae. The coding region runs from base 1 to 1029 and encodes 342 amino acids.
AUGGCUUGUGUCGACCACCUUUGCCAGAUCGACGUCGGCAAGAAGACGGCAGGCCCAGCCCGGCGAGCCGUUGAGUACCUCAAGGGCACCUGGCGACGCGUGACCAGAUCGCCGCGCAGAACAGCUGUUCAGCUGAAUAUUUCUUCGCCGUUCCCCCCUCGACGUCGUUCUGGUGCUUGUAUGGAUCGCACUCAGCUCAACGACGUGGUGGACGAUGACGACCUCACUAUUGUGCCUUCUAAUGUUUCCUAUGGGGCAUCGUCAAUCAACUCCGCGUCAUCGCCAAAGAUACAAGAUUGCGACUGGCGCCACUUCACGGAGACUGGCAUCAAGAGCAGCCCCUCGACUUUCUUAGGUCCCUGGUCCAGCCAGCUCGAUGGCGCCGGACGGGGCGCGAAGAACAAGUCUAGUGACUGCCUCACUAUUGAUUCAACACAGACAACCUGGAUCAAGGGCAACACGAGUGAGCUGGAGAUCAUCUCCGAUUACUUUGCCACACGUCCUAACACCCCCAAAGUCCACCCGCACAAGGAUUCAGCAGUCUGGCUCAAGCAUCGGUCUCUUGAGUUGCCGAGCACUGCGCCUAUCACAACGCCGACUCCUGCGGAAAGAUCAACCGCUCACAUGGCUCGACGGGUUAGCGACUCAGUUCUUUCUACUGCCGCCGAUCUGGACAAGUUGUUGGAGGGGGCUCGUAAGGACGAUGAGCCCAUCAGACGAUACAUCACCCGCGCAGACACUAGUGAUCGAUGGUCUUUCGUUUCUAUCAGGGGCGAAUCCACCACCAAUGACUUGAUUCAGGAUGAUAUGGCCGACCUGCCUGCCAGCAAGCGUCGCAAGAUCUCAACGGUGCAGUCUCCUCCUCAGACUCCAGCCGUGAAGGCAGAAACACAGCCCGAGCGGGCAAAGACCACACGAAAUCAUCCACGCUACUCAGGAACCUACACACUUGACCCUCGACGACGGGUUAUGAACUUUCCUCACGGCCCAGCGGUCUUCAUGUCUUCUUCUCCUGCUGUCAAAGUUUAG